Cydia pomonella (codling moth) is the source of this 823-nucleotide messenger RNA. RefSeq lists its product as uncharacterized. The coding region runs from base 80 to 823 and encodes 247 amino acids. The transcript is spliced from 2 exons. The record is from RefSeq and is a predicted model, not a curated record. NCBI's taxonomy places the organism in Eukaryota, Metazoa, Arthropoda, Insecta, Lepidoptera, Tortricidae.
UCUGAGGACGAGGAUGGUCUACCAAAGGGGAUCAGUCUCCUGGACCUAAAGGGAAAGGCAGCGGAAGGGAUAUCCCCAGAUGGCGCCUUCCCACUGUAAGGUCCUCCAGGUUAACCUCCAGCACAGCGAAUCUGCAACGGCUCAACUUCGAAGAUGGCUGGAGGUUAACCCAACAUCCAUAGCCCUGAUUCAAGAGCCGUGGAUCAGGAACACACGCAUAAACGGCCUUGGUAAUACCGGAGGUAAUUUAUUUUACAAUACACAUUUCAAACCAAGAUCUUGCAUAUACAUAUCUCGUAACAUAAGGGCACAACCACUAACUCAAUUCUGUUCCAGAGACGUGUGUGCCAUAAAACUCCUCAGAACACAAAACUCAAGUCUACCGGAGAUAGUCCUGGCGUCCACCUACAUGGCGGCGGAGGACGAACCACCUCCAGUGGAGAUGAACAACCUCAUACGCUACUGCGAACGAGAAAGGCUCGAGCUGGUCAUAUCUGCAGACUGCAACGGCCAUCACAACCUAUGGGGAAUGGAAACCAACAACAAAAGAGGACUGGCAGCUCAACACAUAUCCAACUGGCACGUGUCGGACGAGCUAUCCUGCUCCGACCACAGAUGGAUUCGGUAUGACCUGACAGCUGACAUCCAAACACCCACACCUAGAAGAAACCCGAGACGCACGGACAUAGCGGCGUACAAGGAACUUCUGGAAGGUAAACUACACAAUAACACACACACUAACAGACCUAGCAACACAAAGGAAUUGGAGGAACAGGUAAACUUAAUUAUUAAAAACAUAACUGAAAGCUACGAAAACACAUGA